UACAUAAUAGACCGGGGGCUCCUCAAAAAAACUCUCCUUCCACACACACAAAAAAGCCACAACGUUCAUAGCUUUGAAAAGGAAAAAAAUAAAAAAAAGUUCAUUGGAGAGGCACAUAUGGAAAUCUCUCUGCUCACAAAAAAACGAAAGAGGGAAAUCUCCACUCUCACCCUUUCAUUUCCUCUCUCUCUUUCCAUAACCACCUUUUCCUCUCCCUCUUCUCUCUUUCAAAACUUUCGAAUCUAGAUCGAGAAAAGAUGAGAGAAAUUAUCAGCAUUCAUAUCGGUUGGGCUGGUAUUCAAGUCGGAAACUCCUGUUGGGAGCUUUACUGUCUCGAACAUGGCAUUCAGCCCGACGACAUGAUGCCAAGUGAUUCCUCCGUUGGAGUUGCGCACGAUGCAUUCAACACUUUCUUCAGCGAAACCGGUUCCGGCAAGCACAUCCCUCGUGCUGUUUUUGUAGAUCUAGAAUCUACCGUCAUCGAUGAAGUCAGGUCCGGUACCUACCGACAAUUCUUCAAGCAACAACACUACAACAAUGUUUCGCAGUUACUUCUUUUGGUUGCUGCGGCGAUUCAGAUGCAAGCAUAUUCAGCUCGAACAACAAACUUGAAGUGCGAGGUUAUUGUCUCAUUUCGAGUUCCAAGACGUAUUCCGCUAACCGACUGGUUUGAUGAACAUGGUGAAGCCACGCCGCUGAUGCGACUAUUCACACCAACCACAUAUUUCCGGUAACAAAUCCAUAUCAAAACUCGGUUUCGCACUAUGUCUUAUUUCAGAUAUUUUAAUACUUUUAUUGGUUUGCCGUUGCGUUAUCAUGAUGAAUUUGUUGCACAAAUUGAUGGUUGUGUGGCUGUUGAUGAAUGAUAUGAGUGGGUAAAGAUAGUAGAGUCUUGGCAUUAGUUUGUUUCGUUACUUAUAUAUGUUGGGUGUUUAUUUUCAUAUGAUAGGAAUACUAAGAACAACAUACAUGCAUACACAUAUUUCUAGCUCAGAUUUUAGUAGCAGAAUUGGUUUACUUUGAAAGGUAAAGAUGCACACUUUAUGAAUGAAAUACCAAGCUAGUGCUCACUAACAAUUUUUGCCAAUGGAUUUACUGUUGCAUCUUUUAUUCUGUUGAUAUGGUUAUUAAUGCGCAUAAGUUUUCAGAAUUGGUAUCUUCUACUCAAUUUAAUCUCAUGUUUUCUUGUUGCUAUGCAAACUUAUGCCUAUACAAACCUCAGUUUUAGGCAAUCGUUCUCAGUUUGUGUUUAAAUAUUCAGGCUGCUGUAAUAAUGUAAAUAUAGCAAAUCAGAAUAUGACAAUUGUAGUAACGAUUGUGUUUCGUUACUAAUAUCGGCAUAAUGGGCUGAUGUAUUGUGUUUAAAUAAUAGAGCCAAUUGUGUUGUGUCUA
Lathyrus oleraceus (garden pea) is the source of this 1392-nucleotide messenger RNA. Its product is annotated as tubulin alpha-5 chain. Bases 258 to 734 code for a protein of 158 amino acids. Gene Ontology annotation, biological process: microtubule-based process. Gene Ontology annotation, molecular function: structural constituent of cytoskeleton; GTP binding. The transcript has a single exon. The record is from RefSeq and is a predicted model, not a curated record. Gene Ontology annotation, cellular component: microtubule. Lineage: Eukaryota; Viridiplantae; Streptophyta; Magnoliopsida; Fabales; Fabaceae.